AUGGAAGCAGCCGGCGAUCAACACAUCUUCAGAAGCGAGUACCCGGCGGUUCCGGUCCCGGACAACGUGACCCUGCCGGAAUUCGUCCUCCAAGACGCCGAACUGUACGCCGAGAAGGUGGCAUUCGUCGACGCCUUCACCGGGAAGUCCUACACUUACUCCGACGUCGUGAGAGACACCAGGAGGUUCGCCAAAGCGCUGAGAUCGCUCGGGUUGAGGAAGAAACACGUGGUGGUUGUGAUGCUCCCCAAUGUUGCCGAGUACGGCAUCGUAGCCCUCGGGAUCAUGGCCGCCGGCGGGGUGUUCUCCGGCAUCAAUCCGGCGUCGCACCCUUCGGAGAUCAAGAAGCAGGUUGAGGCCGCCGAUGCCAAGUUGAUUGUCACUGAUGAUGUCAACUAUGAGAAGGUGAAGCCUCUCCAGCUCCCGGUGAUCGUCCUCUCCGACGCCUCCGCCGCCCACCUCGAAGGCCCCAUCAACUUCCACGACCUCCUCACCGCCGCUGACCGCGCCACCACCUCCCUCCUCCCCGACCACCACGUGUCCCAGGACGACCUCUGCGCCCUCCCCUUCUCCUCGGGGACCACGGGGACCUCGAAAGGCGUGAUGCUGUCCCACGCCAACGUCGUGGCCAACCUCUGCUCCACGCUCUUCAGCGUGGGGCCCGAGCUGAUCGGCCAGGUCACAACCCUGGGGCUCAUCCCUUUCUUCCACAUCUACGGCAUCACCGGCAUCUGCUGCGCCACGUUGAGGAACAAGGGCAAAGUCGUGGUCAUGGGGAGGUACGAUCUCAGGACGUUUCUCAACGCCCUGAUUGCUCACGAGGUCACGUUCGCGCCCGUCGUCCCGCCGAUCAUACUCGCGCUGGUUAAGAAUCCGAUCGUCGAGGAGUUCGACCUGAAGAGGCUGAAGCUCGCGGCGGUCAUGACGGCGGCGGCGCCGCUGGCGCCGGAGCUGCUCACCGCGUUUGAGAGCAAGUUCCCCGGAGUUCAAGUCCAGGAGGCCUACGGUUUGACGGAGCACAGCUGCAUCACACUUUCACACGGGAAUCCAGCAAAAGGGCAGAGGAUCGCCAAGAAAAACUCGGUGGGAUUCAUAUUGCCCAACUUAGAAGUGAAGUUCAUUGAUCCCGAAACAGGGGUAUCUCUCCCCAAGAACACCCAUGGAGAGAUUUGUGUCAGAAGCAAGUGUGUCAUGAUGGGUUAUUUCAACAAUGAAGAUGAGACUACUCGGACGAUUGACAAGGAAGGAUGGCUACACACGGGUGAUAUUGGGUACAUUGAUGACGAUGGAGAUAUCUUCAUUGUGGACCGGAUCAAAGAACUGAUCAAAUACAAAGGGUUUCAGGUGGCUCCAGCAGAGCUCGAAGCCAUUCUUCUUACUCAUCCAUCCGUCGAUGAUGCAGCUGUUGUACCGCUGCCGGACGAAGAGGCAGGGGAGGUGCCAGCAGCAUGGGUGGUGAAGGUGAAAGGAGGGAAAGAAAGCGAGGAAGACAUGGUGAAGUUUGUGGCAUCCAAUGUGGCUCACUACAAGAAAGUUCGAGUGGUGCAGUUUGUGGAGAGCAUCCCCAAAUCGCCAUCGGGGAAAAUCAUGCGCAGGCUCAUCAAAGAUCAAAUGCUCCAGAGGAUCCGCUCUUCAAAACCCAAUUAG
Messenger RNA from Linum trigynum, 1647 nucleotides. The record is from the annotation of a GenBank genome assembly. Lineage: Eukaryota; Viridiplantae; Streptophyta; Magnoliopsida; Malpighiales; Linaceae.